Messenger RNA from Trichophyton verrucosum HKI 0517, 1713 nucleotides. RefSeq lists its product as uncharacterized. The transcript has 5 exons. The record is from RefSeq and is a predicted model, not a curated record. Gene Ontology annotation, cellular component: mitochondrion. Lineage: Eukaryota; Fungi; Ascomycota; Eurotiomycetes; Onygenales; Arthrodermataceae. Bases 1 to 1713 code for a protein of 570 amino acids.
AUGAAAUUAAUCAACUUGGUCGACGUCAAUUUGGUUGAAGGCCUGCUUCAAAACUCUGCCCUUUUAACUCGGGACUAUUAUCAGGAUGAUACCAAGGCUGCUCCCAAGACUGCCAAGGAGAUCUCUCUCCUCUCUGUUCCAGAGGCGUGUCCACAUUUCAUGUCGAGUCAUGAAGAAGUUUUCCAGUACAAUAAUGGACAUUUCCUUGUCGAUGAAGAGUACCAGUACGCGAGACGCUAUGUACGAUUUAAUAUUAACGAAUUGUGCAACCUUGUCACAUCAGUCGUUACUAAAAGCGAUUCGACGGUUUCUAAGGUUACAAAAAUAGAAAAAAUGGAAGGAGGAUUCCACAAAGCGCUUUUAAUGACCCUUGAGAAUGGGGCUGAAGUUGUUGCCAAAAUUUCCUGUCCAAAUGCUGGUCUUCCGAUGCUUUCAACUGCAUCUGAAGCUGCUGUACUAGAGUUCGUCCCCAAAGUUUUAGCCUGGAGCUCAGAUUCCAAAAACCUAGUUGGGGCUGAGUAUAUUAUAUUGGAGAAGGCGAAGGGCGUUCAAUUGACGAAAGUCUGGGGAGGCCUCUCUGAAUCUCGUCGUCUAGAUAUAAUAAAAAAUCUCGUUCUGAUAGAACAACAACUAUUAUCUCUUCAGUUUCCGGCCUAUGGGAAUCUUUACUUUCGACGCUCGAUCCCAAACCUGCCGCAUGUGCCCCUAGACAAGGAGUUUGAUCCAUCUAGUCAAUACUGCAUCGGGCCAGCAGCCAGCCUCCAGUGGGCUGAUGGAGGCAGAACUCCACAAUGCGGCUCAGGACCUUGGAUGAAUCUGCAAGAGUUUGGGGAGUCCCUUGCCAAACGCAGUUUAUGUAAAGGAUUUCCUACCGUGAGGGCUGCAGGAGGUCAGCCGCCAAGUUAUGGUACUCCAUCUUCCCAUAAGUCGGUACUGGAAUCCGCGAUAAAUAUCCUACCGAAAGUCUCAAGCCACCAAAAUUUGGUAAAGACCUCAACGCCUGUGCUUUUACACCCAGAUUUACACAUGGGGAAUAUAUUUACCACAGAGGAAGGUAAGGAUACCAUAAGCAUCACUGGUAUUAUUGACUGGCAUUCAAUUUCGAUUGCGCCGAAGUUUUUACAAGCGCGGUGGCCAGUAUUCCUUGAACCUUUAGACGGUUACACCCCUGGCUUGACAGAAAAACCUGAGCCGCUAUCUAGGCUUGAAGGCAUGGAUGCUGCGGAUAGAGCAGUGGCCAAAGUCACUUAUGAGCAGAAUUACCUCGCGAAGGCCUAUGAGGUGUGUACAGGUGCCUUCAAUACCCAUUUGCAUACUGCGUUACUGGUCCCAUCGGCACUGAAGGAAAUAUAUAUACGCUGCGGAGAGACAUCUGUUGAUGGGAUUUUUCCGCUUCGCUCCUGCUUAGCUGAGUUAUAUAAAUACUGGUCGGAUCUAAGAUUUAUGGAGCCUUGCCCCAUACAUUUUACUGAAGUUGAGCUUUCACAGUAUGAGGAAGAACUUGCAAAAUACGAGGAAUGGAAUGACCUUCAAGUUCUGGUUAAAAGAGCGUUAGACACUGAUUCAGAGGGCUGGAUAUCUCCUGCAUUUGACUGGAAUGAAAAGAAAACGCAACAUGAAGAGUUAUACCAGAUGUUCGCGAAAAAAAUGCUGGCCGAAAAUAAAACCAUCGAUGAAAUCAAGAAAAUGUGGCCCUUCCCAAUUAGCUCAUAG